Porites evermanni is the source of this 2011-nucleotide messenger RNA. The record is from the annotation of a GenBank genome assembly. Lineage: Eukaryota; Metazoa; Cnidaria; Anthozoa; Scleractinia; Poritidae.
AUGAAGACAUCAGCCCUUGUUUUUCUCUGUGCAUUUUCUCUGUCUCUGGCUUAUUUCGACGACUACAUCGAAGGUACUGAUUUUUCAGUGUCGUUUUCUGAAACUUUCUCAGUUAUGGGCGGGUUCAUUCGUUCAUAAAUUAGAUACGCACAGACUAGUUUUCUACGUUUCUUUCAAUUUUUCAGUCUUUUAACGUACAUCAGAUAUAUCUUUUGUACAAAAUACAUUUUCUAGAAGAAAAAGUUAUUUUAGAGCCGUAACUAUAUAUUACAAAGGUAUACUCGUCAUGGACACUUCAGUAUUCCAAGUCAGGAAUAUAUCAUUUCACUUGUUGUUUAGGACCUAAAGAAACCCAGUUCACUUCAGUUCUACAAGCGUGUAUGAACUUUGUCACUGAUAUUGAAGCUGAAAGGAGAUUAUAUGUGAUGCGUUCAGAAAACUGACUUUUUUUUUGCGUUAUGGAGGGCAGUAAAGUUCGAGCGUCAAAUUAACCGGGCAGCGCGAGGCGGGGCCAGUCGCCUAAAAAAGCCACAGGUCAAAACUCUCAAAAAAUUAUUAGAAAAGAAGGCGAAAGGUCACUUAUUACGCCCAAUUUGAUAAAGACUUUGUUUGCAAAAUUCGCCAUUAGCGGUGUGAUUGUAUGGACGAUUCCGGCCGGUAAAUGUGUUAGAACCAAAGAGUAUAUUAACGGGCGCGCUUCGACAUUGGCAUUGAGAAUAAUUUGCAUACAUUUCCAUAUCUUAUGGUAGUUUCUAGAUCAGCUUUACAUCGCUACAAAAACUUCUUCGUCUCAAUAAUAAGUCGUGAUGUUUUGCGGGACAAUGAAUAAGCCUUGUUGUGGGAAAAGCUGGAAGACAUUCGCUGAACGAAGUUACAGCGAAAAUCGGCAUGCUAUCAUGUCGAGCUACAGUGCGAAUUCAAAGAUGCUUUUGCUCCGAAUUUGUGGGCGUUUCGGUUAAUACACUGAGUAUCUCACUCAAGGUCUCACUUAGUUAUCUUAAUUAGGGCCAAACUAGUCAAUACCUCAGAGUGAGCUGAAAUAGUUCUUUGGUAACUCGUGGGGGUGUACGUCUGGAGUUAUAAGGUCGACCACGCAGACGUUCUCCUCACCUCAUCCUCGCUUGUAGAGUUUAGUCGAGGCCAAGUUGGCCACAGAUUUGUAUACGUAAUAGCACGAUUUGUAGUGAUAUUAGGCAUAAAUACCACGAGUGAUAUUUCGAAAUUGUUAUACGUAAAAUUUGAGACAAUUUUGAAAUAUCACGAGUGGUAUUUAUGCCAACUAUCAUGUACGAAUUAUGCUAUUAUUUGUUUGUACUACUACCCGCAAAAGGUUUGUAAUUUCAACAUGUAGGUAUUUCAAAUUNACGUUCUCCUCACCUCAUCCUCGCUUGUAGAGUUUAGUCGAGGCCAAGUUGGCCACAGAUUUGUAUACGUAAUAGCACGAUUUGUAGUGAUAUUAGGCAUAAAUACCACGAGUGAUAUUUCGAAAUUGUUAUACGUAAAAUUUGAGACAAUUUUGAAAUAUCACGAGUGGUAUUUAUGCCAACUAUCAUGUACGAAUUAUGCUAUUAUUUGUUUGUACUACUACCCGCAAAAGGUUUGUAAUUUCAACAUGUAGGUAUUUCAAAUUUAGCUGAAAUACCACUGCUCUAGGCCAAUCCAAUUGUCGAAAUUUCUUAAGUAGUAGUAUAAAGUGAUCAAAUUACAUUGUAGUCACAAAAAUUUUUUGAGAUGAUAACAAUACAGCAUUUAUCCGUUAAUUUCAGACCCUUGGGAGAAUGAGGACGAAGCGGUUAAUCCGGAGUCUAUAAAGUUACAGGGUAAAGUUUACAACUGCACAGAGGAUAUGGAUUGUGACUGCCCCAAGCUCCUUUGUACUGGAGUAAAGAGUUGCAGAAAAGGAGGCCCGUUGCUAGCGAAAUGCAGGCUCGCUAAAGACUACAGUGAAAUAAACCUGCAAGACGCAAAAAGGAAGUUCUGGGGAAAGGACGGAGAUUGCUAUUGCCAAUAA